Lasiodiplodia theobromae is the source of this 1332-nucleotide messenger RNA. Its product is annotated as Glycoside hydrolase family 16 protein. Bases 1 to 1332 code for a protein of 443 amino acids. Lineage: Eukaryota; Fungi; Ascomycota; Dothideomycetes; Botryosphaeriales; Botryosphaeriaceae. Gene Ontology annotation, molecular function: hydrolase activity, hydrolyzing O-glycosyl compounds. The transcript has 3 exons. Gene Ontology annotation, biological process: glucan catabolic process. The record is from RefSeq and is a predicted model, not a curated record.
AUGUCCGGCCGCAACCCGUUCUCAGAAUCCAGCGUCCCGCUGCAAAACCAUGGCGAGCCGCCGCCCUACUCCGCAACCGAGGAAAAAGUGGCCGCCCCUUCGAAAUGGAAUCCCAAGUCGUGGGGCCUGAAGACCAAGAUCGCCGUCGCUGUCGGCAUUGUCGCUGUCAUUAUUGCCAUCAUCUGCGGCGCCUAUUUCGGCGUCAGGAACAACAAGUACCCCAACUACAGCAAGCUCAACUACAGCCUGUCAAAGACAUAUGAGGGCACCUCUUUCUUCGACGAUUGGGACUAUUUCAACACAUACGAUCCCACAAGUGGCUGGGUCCACUACGUCGACAAUGCCACUGCCGCAUCCAUGAACCUCACCUACGCCACUUCCUCCAAAGCCGUCGUCAAAGUCGACACUUCGGAGAACGGCGAGUCCGCCAGCACCGGACGCAAGUCCGUCCGUAUCACGUCGCGCGACACGUGGAACAGCGGCCUCUUCGUCUUUGACAUUUCGCACUCUCCCUACGGCUGCGGCACGUGGCCCGCUGUGUGGCUCUCUGACCCGUAUAACUGGCCGACCCAUGGCGAGAUCGACGUCAUGGAGGGUGUUAACCAGGUGUCCGACAACAAGAACCAGAUGACGCUGCACACAACCAACAACUGCAAGAUGGACCGCAAGCGCAAGAUGAGCGGCACCUCCAUCCACACGAACUGCUACAACGGCACCAACAGUAACGCCGGCUGCGGCGUGUACGGCUCGUCGACGUCAUUCGGAAAAGGCUUCAACAACGUUGGCGGCGGCAUAUACGCUGUCGAAUGGCGCAGCGCCGGUAUCCGCAUCUGGUACUUUGAGCGCGAAGACAUCCCGGACGACCUCAGCAGCAGCAACUCCAGCGCCACACCCGAUCCCAGCUCGUGGGGCGAGGCUUCCGCAGAUUUCCCUGGCACCGACUGCAACAUCGCAAAUCACUUCCGCAACAUGAGCAUCAUCGUCAACAUCGACCUUUGCGGCACCUGGGCCGGCGCCGAGUCUGUCUACACCGACGAGGACGAGUGCCCCGGCACCUGCACCAGCUACGUCACGAACAACGCCACCCAGUUCGAGAAGGCCUACUGGGAGUUCAACAACUUCAGGGUCUACACUGCCAACGGCGAGGCUUCUGUCAGCUCCACCACGGCCUCCACGGCUACUGCUUCGACAACGACUACGGGAGUGUCAUCGGUAGUGGUCUCGUCGGUUGUGGCGACGACGACCGCAGCGCAGGUUAACCCUGGUGGUGACCAGAACAACAACAACAAUAAUAACAAUAACAACAACAACAACAAUAACGGCGGUGGCUAA